UCCUCCCUCAAUCUCUGUAGCAUUUCAAAUUUCUUUCCCAGAAACCCAAUCUUCUGCUCUAAAAUCUCUCUUUCAGUCCGUACAAUCGCAGCUCUCCGGUCUACGGCGGACCUCUAAGCUUUCCGGUGUGACACUCUUCAGAAUCUGGCGUCAAUGUAUUCUGCCUUCGCCGUUUUUCUGAUCCAGAUUUUUUGGACUUGAAAAUCCUUGACAUUCUGCUUGGUUGUCGAGAAAAGGAAAAUGAAAGGAUAGAGAGUAAAAUCCGAAAAAUUGCGUUUUGCGUUCUGCUUCGGAAUUCAAAGCGUGGAAAACUUUCUUUUUCUUUCCCUGCAUUUACUUAGCUUCCAAACGAAAAAGUAAAGCUCUUGCUCAUUCGUCUAAAAUAUUAGCAGCUUCUCUGUGAACUUUGAAGGUUUUGAUGGAGGAAAGUGAGAAUGGAGAUUUCCCACCAAAACCACUAAUUUCACUUAGAACACCGGAGGAGACAGUUACAGAGAUAUCUUCUUUCCCGCCAAAAAUCCGAAUGAAGCAGCUAGAUUUCAGAAUGUCUCCGGCUUCGCCGAACUCGGUGGUGCCACGUUUGCUUCCGCGGACUCCACUGUCCACAAGAAACUUUGAAUCCCCAAGAUCACAGCCACAGGCUAACAUCAAAGCAAUCAAUGGUACUCCAAAGCAUAAAAAAUGUUGCACUUGCAAGCAAUCAAAGUGCUUAAAGUUGUAUUGUGAGUGCUUUGCCUUUGGAAUAUACUGCGAUGGAUGCAAGUGUGCUGAUUGUUAUAACAAUGUUGAGAAUGAGGCUGCAAGACAAGCAGCUGUUGAAUGUAUUCUAGAGCGCAACCCAAGUGCAUUCAGGCCAAAGAUUGAGAGCAGCCCACUUAGAACUCAGGAUAAUGGGGAUAAAGAAAAUGAGAGUCCAAUGGUUGGGAAACACAACAGGGGAUGCAACUGCAAGAAAACAGGGUGCCUUAAAAAGUAUUGUGAAUGCUUUCAAGCUAACAUCCUCUGUUCUGAAAACUGCAAAUGUCUGGACUGCAAGAAUAUUGAAGGAUGUGAGGAGAGGUUGACUUUUUUACAUGGGGACCACUCUAAUACUGAUACCUGUAUCCAGCCAGCGAGUGUUGCCAUAUCUGAUGCUAUUGACUUCUUAGGCAACAGAUUCUCUCCAGCAUUAGGGAAAAGAAAAGGUCAUGGACUCCUUGAUUCAAAUGAGAGGGAUGCACAAAUUCAGAGGCUCACGCGGCAUCAGGAGCCGGUGAAUCCUCUCAGGAGUUAUGAUCCUGUUCAUCAAGUUGUUGGUUCUACUUUAUAUGACUCCUCAAAGUUAACAUACAGAUCAUUAUUAGCAGAAGUCAUUCACCCAGAAGACAUAAAAAAGCUUUGCUCAAGAUUGGUGAGAGCAUCAGAGUUUGCUCCUCCUAUACUUGCAGGUAUAUAUUGGAACCAGGAACAGAAGUAG
This is a messenger RNA of Alnus glutinosa, 1456 nucleotides long. Its product is annotated as protein tesmin/TSO1-like CXC 5. Gene Ontology annotation, cellular component: nucleus. Gene Ontology annotation, biological process: regulation of DNA-templated transcription. The transcript is spliced from 6 exons. The record is from RefSeq and is a predicted model, not a curated record. The coding region runs from base 419 to 1456 and encodes 345 amino acids. NCBI's taxonomy places the organism in Eukaryota, Viridiplantae, Streptophyta, Magnoliopsida, Fagales, Betulaceae.